This is a messenger RNA of Melampsora larici-populina 98AG31, 1500 nucleotides long. RefSeq lists its product as uncharacterized. Gene Ontology annotation, molecular function: protein binding. The transcript is spliced from 3 exons. Bases 1 to 1500 code for a protein of 499 amino acids. The record is from RefSeq and is a predicted model, not a curated record. NCBI's taxonomy places the organism in Eukaryota, Fungi, Basidiomycota, Pucciniomycetes, Pucciniales, Melampsoraceae.
AUGCACAAAGUUAUCCCGGAGCCAUGGUCAAAUCCUUCCGCCAAUCUGAUGGACCGUUUGAGUGAAGAGAUAUUACUUGAGGUCUUAUCUUAUCUCAACUUACAUGAGCUUUCGAUUAUGGCAAGAGUCUCGAAUCGAUUGAACAGACUAUCAGAGGACCCAAAGAACCUUUGUCGAAUCAGUCUUAACUGGCAAACUGGCUCAGCUCAUUCCACUACCAGACUUGUUUCCGCACCUCAAGACUCCGCGCCUAAGACACGCUACCCUAGUACAAUCGCUCGAUUUCAUCGCACACUUCUUUUCACAGCUUCAAGAACUAAAUCAUGUAGUAGGCAGCCAACUGUAGAUGUAUAUCAACUUAAGAAGGGGCAAAAACAAGAUGGAGUCAAGUCUGUGCCUAUAGGUCAUAUUGCGUCUGCGCUUGAUUUUUCAAACUUGGGUAUGGUGGGGAUCUCUGAGAUCAGAGUUGAUGAAAGGUGUGAUACCGAAUCAGGAAUGGAGCAAUUACCCUUCUCAAAUCAAAACUCAGUCAUUCUUGUCGUCUUCUAUACCACUGGUCAAUUUGCUAUCUUUCAAAUUGCUCUACCCUCAAGCUCAGAAUCAGAACCCGAACUGGAUGUUACAGAACUAUAUGCUUCAUCUGAAGUUUUGAUACGUUCUGGUCCAGAUGGGAUUUAUCAUCAAGCCGCGGAGGUAGCACGCCUACACUAUCCACUGCUAGUCACUUGCUCGACCGACUUUCUUUUACGUUUCUAUGAGUUGAACUCUGAUGGGCACAACGCACUCGCCGCACGCAAACUCAAAUUAGAUAUGCGUAGUCAAACUUGUUUUUGGCCGCUGAAUCUCAACCUUACUGCUCUCGAAACAGGAUUCCGAUUAACAAUCGUAUAUCCUACACCAUUUUAUCCAUCAGCUUGGACAGUUGGAUUACAAGAAUUCGAAUUUGAACUUUCUCCUACACCCAAACUUCUCAACACUCGUCAUACUACUGCAUUACCCUUUGAGAGUACCAAGUUAUCUCGUCAUUCUUUUCGUCAAAUGACAGGAGUGGGUCCAGUAAGCGGAAUCGAAUAUGCAGAACCAACAGUAGUGGUUGCAAGAACCGACAAUACGCUUGAUACUUUUGAGUAUCGUCGUCGAUCAUGUGAUCCACCUGAACUUCUUCAUCGUCGAACACUUUUUGGCCAUACAAGUCGGGUUGCAGCUGUUGCUCUCAAUUCAUCUGGGCGAUGUGUGAGUGCUGGACAGGAUGGAUUAAACGUUUGGGAAUUGGCAGAAGGGCAGAUGUGUGGGCCUGUUCAGGUUGGACUAACUCAGAGUGAUUCUGAAGAGACUAACAAGGUGGUUGAGUGGGUUGGUUUUGAUACUGAAAAGAUUGUAGGUGUGCUGAGAACCGGGACGUGUGGUGCAGGAGAAGGAGGGGCUGGACAAGCUGUUUCAGAUGAAUCUUUGAUGUGUUUAAAAUUUGUUGUACCGAGAUACAUAUUACAAGUGGCGUAA